AUGUCUCGCACAUUCACUAAAUUGGAGGAGAAUAUCCUAUUGCAUUUGCAAUUGAUACAAGAGAAAAGAGGUUCUAUCUCCUUCUCGAAACCAAGUGAAAGUCAAUAAUCUAGCAGAGUCUAUUCUUGGUGUACGAAUCCUGCUAAUAGUAAUCAUGAAUCACUCUCUAAUCCAACAUUCUAAGUUGAAAUCGAACCCAAUCGUUUCCUAUUCUCUUAAAUCUAUUAAUAUGAUUAUUCAUUUGGAUAAUUCGGAAUUCGGUGA
Paramecium tetraurelia is the source of this 264-nucleotide messenger RNA. RefSeq lists its product as uncharacterized. The record is from RefSeq and is a predicted model, not a curated record. Lineage: Eukaryota; Ciliophora; Oligohymenophorea; Peniculida; Parameciidae. The transcript has a single exon.